This is a messenger RNA of Hordeum vulgare subsp. vulgare (domesticated barley), 5012 nucleotides long. Its product is annotated as probable receptor-like protein kinase At5g61350. Gene Ontology annotation, biological process: protein autophosphorylation. The record is from RefSeq and is a predicted model, not a curated record. Bases 61 to 2601 code for a protein of 846 amino acids. Gene Ontology annotation, cellular component: plasma membrane; plasmodesma. The transcript has a single exon. Gene Ontology annotation, molecular function: transmembrane receptor protein tyrosine kinase activity; ATP binding. NCBI's taxonomy places the organism in Eukaryota, Viridiplantae, Streptophyta, Magnoliopsida, Poales, Poaceae.
AGCACUUCCCUCCUCCCAUGAGAGGCCACCAAUAACUCUUGCUGCAAGCCCGUGCUUCUGAUGCCAGCAUUGGCAAUUUUGGCAAGAAGUAUGGUUCAGUGCAAGAGAGUACCAAUGUUCUUGAUCCUAUUCAUCCUUUCUAUUACUCGUGUGGUUACCACCGAUGCAAUUGGAUCAAAAGUAGAGCGGUUCGUGCCUCAAGACAACUACCUCCUCAGCUGUGGGGCAUCCGCUGCUGUGCAGGUUGACGAUGGCAGGACAUUCCGCUCUGAUCCUGAGUCGGUAUCGUUUCUGUCGACCCCGACGGACAUCAAGAUUACCGCUAAAGCAUCUUUGGCUUCUGCUUCGCCAUUAUCUCCACUUUACCUUGAUGCAAGAGUAUUCUCUGAUAUCUCAACCUAUAGCUUCUUCAUCUCCCAGCCUGGUCGCCAUUGGAUCCGGCUCUACUUCUUGCCUAUCACCGAUAGCCAAUACAACCUCACCACUGCAACAUUUUCCGUGUCCACUGAUAGCAUGGUCCUUCUCCAUGAUUUCUCCUUCAUAGCCAGUCCUCCAAACCCUGUGUUUAGGGAAUAUCUUGUGUCAGCACAGGGAGACAACUUAAAGAUCAUCUUUACCCCAAAGAAGAACUCGAUAGCAUUCAUCAAUGCUAUUGAGGUCGUCUCAGCCCCACCAAGCCUUAUUCCAAAUACCACCACCAGAAUGGGUCCUCAGGACCAGUUUGACAUAUCCAACAAUGCAUUGCAGGUUGUCUACCGGCUGAACAUGGGGGGUGCACUGGUUACAUCAUUCAAUGACACAUUAGGCAGAACCUGGCAGCCAGAUGCACCCUUUCUGAAGCUUGAGGCAGCAGCAGAGGCAGCUUGGGUUCCUCCUAGAACCAUCAAGUACCCUGAUGACAAGACUCUCACACCCCUCAUCGCUCCACCAAGCAUCUACUCAACAGCACAGCAGAUGGCCUCAACAAAUAUCACAAAUGCAAGAUUCAACAUAACCUGGGUAAUGGUUGCAGAGACGGGAUUCAGGUACCUUAUCCGCCUACAUUUCAGCGACAUUGUCAGCAAGACACUGAAUGGCCUCUACUUCAAUGUCUAUAUUAAUGGCAUGAUGGCUGUUGCCAACCUUGAUCUAUCGAGCCUGACAAUGGGGCUUGCAGUAGCCUACUACAAGGACUUGAUUGCUGAGUCUUCCAGCAUCAUCAAUUCCACCCUUGUAGUCCAGGUUGGCCCAAACACAAUCGACUCGGGCGAGCCCAAUGCCAUCCUUAAUGGCCUUGAGAUCAUGAAGAUAAGCAAUGAAGCAAGCAGCUUAGAUGGCCUUUUUUCACCAAAAACAAGCUCAGAAGUUAGUAAGACGACACUGACUGGCAUAGCAUUUGCUUUGGCAGCAACAGCUGCAUUCGCUGUAGUUAUAUGCUACAGGCGAAACCGUAAACCGGCAUGGCAGAGGACAAACAGCUUCCACUCUUGGUUUCUUCCACUGAACUCGUCCUCAAGCUUCAUGAGCAGUUGCAGCAGGCUCUCCAGAAAUCGGUUUGGCUCCACAAGGACCAAGAGUGGAUUUUCGAGCGUGUUUGCAUCUAGUGCUUAUGGAUUGGGACGGUAUUUCACCUUCAUCGAAAUUCAGAAAGCCACGAAAAACUUUGAAGAAAAGGGUGUUAUUGGGGUUGGUGGUUUCGGGAAAGUUUAUCUUGGUGCUACUGAAGAUGGCACACAACUGGCUAUCAAGCGAGGCAAUCCAUCAUCUGAUCAAGGUAUGAAUGAGUUUCUGACUGAAAUUCAAAUGUUAUCAAAACUUCGCCACCGCCACCUGGUUUCACUCAUUGGCUGUUGCGAUGAGAACAAUGAGAUGAUAUUAGUUUAUGAGUUCAUGUCAAAUGGUCCGCUAAGGGAUCAUCUGUAUGGUGACACAAACAUCAAGCCUCUCUCUUGGAAGCAGCGCCUCGAAGUUUGCAUUGGGGCAGCGAAGGGUCUGCAUUAUCUUCAUACAGGUUCCGCUCAGGGCAUCAUUCACCGUGAUGUCAAGACUACCAACAUCCUCCUUGAUGAAAAUUUUGUCGCCAAGGUCGCUGAUUUUGGCCUAUCAAAAGAUGCCCCAUCCCUCGAACAAACUCAUGUGAGCACUGCUGUCAAAGGAAGCUUUGGGUAUCUUGAUCCAGAGUACUUCAGACGUCAACAGCUGACAGAUAAGUCUGAUGUAUACUCUUUUGGUGUGGUACUCUUUGAAGUGCUGUGUGCAAGACCAGCCAUCAAUCCAGCCCUUCCAAGAGACCAAGUGAAUCUGGCAGAGUGGGCCCGUACAUGGCACCGCAAAGGGGAGCUUGGUAAAAUAAUUGAUCCCAAUAUUGCAGGACAAAUCAGGCCUGAUUCACUUGACAUGUUUGCUGAGGCUGCUGAGAAAUGCCUCGCUGACUAUGGAGUCGACCGGCCAACAAUGGGAGACGUGUUAUGGAAACUUGAAUUUGCCUUGCAACUUCAAGAGAAGGGUGAUGUUGUUGACGGCGCUAGUGAUGGGAUCCCAAUGAAGAGCUUGGAGAUGUCCAAUGUGGAUAGCAUGGAGAAAUCUGGUAAUGCUAUCCCAUCUUAUGUCCAGGGAAGAUGAAGAUACCAUGGUGUCACCACAGUAUGUAAGGGUUUUAAGGAAGUACUGUAAUAUCUUGUCUGAUCCCAUGCAGACAUCACUACUACCUUAGUAGAAGGGGUUUUGCCUUGAUAUAUAUGGUACAGGAAGAAUUUGUCAUAGCUCCUAACAGCAGAAAAUGUAUUUAUUUAUUUAUUUAUUUUACUUGAACAUCCAGCCAUUGUGUGUGAUGAUAAAGGAUGUAUGUUUAUGCAAUUAGGGGACAUUGUAAUACAGUUUGUAAGCUAAACCAUGCCAUCAUAUUCUGCUAAUCCUGCUUAUUAUUUGAUGCUUGGAGGUAAGGUAAUUCCAUCAUCAGCUGAAUGCAAGUAAUUUUGACAGAUCAUUCCAACGUAGAAAACUUCCGGGUAGAAUGGCUACGUGAAAAGAGUAAACAUUGUGCCACACAGCUACAUAUAUCAGCAAUUCAGCAUACAAACAUAGAGUGUGCAACCAAGCAGAAAUUGAACUAACGGACAGCAGGUGCAAAUCCUGAUAGCAUUAGGUUACAAUUUACACCCACCCAUCUUAAGAUGUCCCCUUGUACAACGUAUAGCAUGUCCACCCUAAUGCAAUUAACUAUUGCAUGAUACUCUUUUUAGGUUCAAUUUGGAACCAUGGUGACAUGGUCUUAUCUUGCAUUAUGCUUUGCAGGAAGCCAGUUAGGUAGUUGUAACUUGUAAAGAAUGUCUGGUAUAUUUAGAAAAGUCUCUUGUUAUAUAAGAGUCAACGAUGGCCACAUCCAAGAACGGUAUUGCAAAAUAAAUUUUCUGAACGCACAGUAGUGCAAACAGCCUAUACUUCCACAUUCAUGUAAUAGUUAGUACUCCCUCCGUCCAAAAUUACUUGUCGCACAAAUGUAUAAAAAUGAAUGUAUCUAGAACUAAAAUACAUCUAGAUGCACUCAUUCCUAUGACAAGUAUUUCCGGACGGAGGGAGUACCAUAUAACUGCAGUUGAACACUACCAAAUAGCUAGGGAAUAGCACUAAUUUAAAUGCCUCGAGCAAAAUAAGAACAGCACCUACAUUCAGUCCUCUUCCUUAACCAUUAGCAUAAAUUGUUUCUGUUCAGUAUCAUAAGCCCUUCAAUAACUGCUACAAUGCAGCUUGGGGAAGUUCAACACCCACAAGCUUAUAAACGAGUACAUGGCAUGACAGUUGGAACAUACAACUCUUGCAGGUAGUUCUCAACGCUAAAUUUAUCAUGAGUGUUCAACAUCCUGCUCUGCAAUGAAAUUGAAAAAUAUGCCACUGAAAUGAUGGUACAAUACCAUCUUGUUAGAGAGAAGUAUUUGGAGGGGAAAGAUUAUACCUUGUGAUUAUCUUGACUAGUCUACCUGAUCCGAAAGAUUGUGCUUUUAAAAAGAUUAAUCAGCCAUCAAAUCAAAGCACUGUGAAUCAAUCAAUCAUCAAGGGCCCUGUGAUGUGUCACUGGUAAACCCAAACCAGAUGGUCAGAAUGCAUCAGUAAAACAAAGUAUUCGCCAUGUGCAGAUAAAUGUGGAUAGGAAAUGCUUGAUAGCUUGUGCUAACUAUGCAGGAUGACGCAUGUGCCAAAAAUGUAGACCGUCAGUCUGUAAAGAAGUACAAUGGUCGGUAAAAUGGAGGUAGUUUGGCUUCAGCAUUGUAUACAUUAAAUUAGGAAUUUUAGUCAUUUUAGUUGUAUUAUUCACAAAAGAAAGAACUCAAGUUAGGGAUGUUGGCAUGCAGCUCAAUUGACUAAUAGAGGAUGGCUCAGUGAUUGUAUAUUGCAUGUAUUUCUUCAACAAAAUGGGAUAAUUUAGUGAAACUUUAAACACAAAAACUUUUAAAACUGUCCACGCAUCUAGAGAUAUAUGAAUUCAAUUUUAAGAUAAAGGAUUAUACUUAAAUACAUAAUACCCCUUGAGACUAAAAAGUAUGUGUAAUGUUUAAUCAGCUGACAAGGGCAAUAUGCCAUACACCUCAAGAGCUCGAUGUGAAAUUCUAAAUAUGCAGCAUUUGACAUGAAAGUAAGCAGUGGCGGUUCAAAUGGUUCCAUUGGAACAGGGAUUGGUUGUGAAGAAAUUGCCAGUUUGCGAGAUACAGAUAAAUGUAAAUCAUUAAAAAAGUAGCAAUGAUCUGCCAAAAUCAGAAUUAUGCUAUUGCAUAUUGACAGUAUUGGUCUUUACAUGCAGAUUUCAAAGAGAGAACUUUUGGCAAUUUAGAGAAAAAUUCCUGGUACAACCGCAUAUUAUUGAUAAUCAAAUCAAAUAGCCAAGAUAAUACAAGUCAAGGGACAUUGAAAGCUCACAGGCAAACAAUUACAUAAAAUGUAUGACUGGGUACCAUUCUCAAUCUUUCAAUGGGAGGAAUAAGCUAAGAAAUUUAAAGCAACAAGGGGCAUCCCUCAACAUUCUAAUCAACCCAACUAAA